Loxodonta africana (African savanna elephant) is the source of this 5196-nucleotide messenger RNA. RefSeq names its product olfactory receptor 4C3D-like. Gene Ontology annotation, molecular function: G protein-coupled receptor activity; olfactory receptor activity. The transcript has a single exon. Bases 1360 to 2277 code for a protein of 305 amino acids. Lineage: Eukaryota; Metazoa; Chordata; Mammalia; Proboscidea; Elephantidae. The record is from RefSeq and is a predicted model, not a curated record. Gene Ontology annotation, cellular component: plasma membrane. Gene Ontology annotation, biological process: G protein-coupled receptor signaling pathway.
AAGUUUAAGGGGAAUUAAUUAGGGAUGAUGAUGAAGCAUUCCGCGCCUAGCUACCAGUAGGAAACCAUUGCCACAAUUAUGGCUGAGGGAAUGAGCGGAAUAAAUGAUUACAAAAGGAAAUAGGAGAGUAGGAGACGCCUACCCAACAAGUCCUGUGACCCUAGUUUAAGGUACCCUGUUACUGAUAAACCACGGGAGGGACCCAGGAGAAUAAAUCCUGACAUUCUUUUCUUCCCACCCUGUCCUUUAACAUUCAUCUAGUACUUCCUGUUGACCAGAGAAGAAGGAGGCCUGGUUGAGGAACACCGUGGAAGCCCUCCAUGGAGGAGAAGAGUGAGAAUGUAUCUGAAGGGCUGAAAGGAGUAUAUCUUGCUCACUUUCCAACACUUUAUUAAAUUGUUUUUCUUGGUAAGAUGGUGAGCACUCCUAUUUUGGAAAAGAGAGAACACAGGAGAAAUAAGUAAAUUGUCUUCCAACUUAUUUGUACACGUAAUGUUUAUUGACCUCCACUCUGGGUCAAACAUUAAAGUAGAUCUGGGGAUAAAGAGGUGAAGAAGGCAGAUACAGCUUUUCUUCUCUGUGGCUUAUUUAAAGGGUUUUUGAAUGGAAGAGUGAGGUGAUUUGGUCUUAAUCUGUAUAUCAACAGUGUGUAAAACAAGAACUAAGAGUUGGUUAGAAGCCAUAGCUCUUAACCACUGCCCCACCAGGGCCCCUCAUUAUGUAUAUAUAUACACAUAUAUACUUAUGUGUGUGUGUGUUUCUAUGUGUAUGUGUUGUUUUUGUUGUGUGUUGUGGGGUUGAUUUUUACUCAUAGUGACCCUAUACGACACAGUAGAACUGCCCCAUAGGGUUUCCUAGGCUGAAAUCUUUAUGAGAGCAGAUGGCCAGGUCUUUUCUCCCACAGAGUGAUUCAUAGGUUUGAACUGCCAAUCUUUUGGUUAGCAGCUGAGUGCUUAACUGUUGUGGCACCAGGGCUCCACACCCACACAUAGAUGAGUUCCCUAACAUUUCUUGCUGGCCGAGAAGGAAUUAGGUUUAUUACAUGAUAAGCUCCCUCUUCCUGGAUAUCCUCCAGCAAAUGUCCAGUGACCACUUGUCAGAAUAUGUUGUAGAUGGCAUUCCAGCACCAAUAGAAAAAGCUGGAUUAGACAGCCUCAAUGGUUCUAAUCUUUAUGUAAAAUAUAAAUUGCUUGUUUUUUUCUCUUCUUGUGUACCAUAAGGAAAAGAGUUUGUAUUAUUAAAAUGCUUUGUUCUUAUUUGCAAGCCCAAAAUCUCAUCACCCUGCUUUAAUAAUGUUGUCUUUACAGGAUAAUCCCAAUUUCUGUGUCCAUCAUCACCAUUGAAAUGAAAUAAAACAGGAUGAAUGUGACUGAUUUAAUUCUAAUAGGACUUACACAGAAUCCUCAGAUGCAGAGAAUUCUAGUUGUUGUUUUGUUUAUCAUCUACAUUGUCACUGUUACAGGAAACCUGCUCAUUGUGGUCACCAUAAUCUACAGUCAGACAUUUAAAACCCCAAUGUAUUUUUUCCUGGCCUUCUUAUCUUUGAUAGAUGCCUGCUACUCCUCUUCCACACUUCCUAAAAUGCUAGCUGACUUGCUCUCUGAGACAAAAACCAUCUCCUUCAGUGGCUGCAUGACACAGAUCUUUACUGAACAUUUCUUAGGUGGUUCUGAGGUUGCCCUCCUUGUGGUCAUGGCCUAUGACCGUUACGUGGCCAUCUGUAGUCCUCUGCACUAUGUGACCAUCAUGAACCACCAUGUAUGCUGCCUUUUGGUGGGGGUGUCUUGGACAGUGGGUUUUCUCCACUCCAUUGAACAGAUUCUUGUCACUUUCUGGCUCCCAUUCUGUGGCCCCAACAUUAUGGAUCACUUCACGUGUGACGUCCUUCCCCUGAUACAACUUGCCUGCACAGACACAUUCCUUGUUGGUCUCUUGAUUGCUGCCAAUGGUGGGGUAAUCUGUGUAAUAACCUUUGUAAUGUUGUCGAUAUCCUAUGUUGCUAUCCUAUAUUCCUUGAGGACUCAGAGCUCUGCAGGGAGGAAAAAGGCCCUCUCUACCUGUGGUUCCCACAUCACUGUUGUUGUCUUGUUCUUUCUGCCCUGUAUUUAUAUAUAUAUGCGACCAGUAGCCACCUUCUCCAUGGAUAAAGCCAUAACUGUAUUCUAUACUCUUGUCACUCCCAUGUUAAAUCCCAUUAUCUACACAGUAAGGAAUGCAGAAGUAAAAAAUGCCAUCAAAAUGUUACUGAAAAGAAAUGUAAUUUCAGAUAAUAAAUGACCCAAUAUGAAGAUUUUAUUUCUAUCAUAAUCUUUACAUUUUUGUUUUAUGUUACAUACAUAUAUGUGUAAGAAUGUAUAUGUUUGUGUGUGUAUAUAUAUAUGUAGCUCUUUCUCACAUUUAUCACUUAACUUCUAUAGAACCUUUGUGCAAGAAUGGCAUGGAGGUGGUGUCUGACCUUCUCUAUCUUCACAAAGAGGAAGAAGAAUCAAAAUUAGCAACCCCAGCCUGAUUCCUUGCUGAAGUCAGGCAUGCCUCCUCUCUCCACCAUCUUUACUAAUUCUGACACCAGCUGCCCCUCCUAUGGCACUCUCUACUUCUGUGCUGGGUUCAAUAAUUCAUUGCAAUGGCCACACAGAACUCACAGAAAAUACCCACUAUUAUGGUGUUUAUUAGGGAAGUAACAGUUACAAUUCAGUCCCAAGAACAUUCAAGAUACAGUUCUUCCAUAAGAACAGCCUCUUUCCAGCUGUGCUGAAAGGCAUACCUCUCCCUGUUCCUAGACAUAUGCCCAAAAGCACUCAACUUUCUCCAUGAGCCUGGAAACCCACCGGGCAGUUGCCUGCUGCUGGGUGUCUCCUGCUGGGUCUUUUCUGCCACUGCUUCUCACCAUCUUCAGGGUUACAGCUCACUCUCUCUGUUGGUCUCCUGCUUCCAGGAGCUUCUCAGCACAGGGACCCCGGGUCCAAAGGGCGUGCUGGCUCCUGGCUGUUCUUCCUUGGCAGGUGUGGAAUCUUCUUUUUCCCCCUCUGGGGUGGCUGAUUUCAAGCCCAGCAGGAUGGCAAACCUGACCAAUCCCUUUGGUGGGCCAUAAUUACUCUACCACUCAAUCACACCAAUCACUUGGGUGGGGAUUACAAGACCAUGGCUAUAAAGUCCUCACAAAAGUCACCCAUCACACCACACUUUGCAACAAUUAUUCUGAUUUCACAGAUGAAGAGAAAUAAAGUUAAAAGAGGUUAAAUGAUCAGCCCAAAGUCCGAGUCAGAGCUAUUUGGAUUUUUUUUUUUUAAUUUUAUUAAGCUUCAAGUGAACGUUUACAAAUCCAGUCUGUCACAUAUAAGUUUACAUACAUCUCACUCCCUACUCCCACUUGCUCUCCCCCUCUUGAGUCAGCCCUUUCAGUCUCUCCUUUCGUGAUAAUUUUGCCGGCUUCCCACUCUCUCUAUCCUCCCAUCUCCCCUCCAGAGAAGAGUUGCCAACACAAUCUCAAGUAUUCACCUGAUAUAAUUAGCUCACUCUUCAUCAGCAUCUCUCUCCCACCCGCUGACCAGUCCCUUUCAUGUCUGAUGAGUUGUCUUCGGGGAUGGUUCCUGUCCUGUGCCAACAGAAGGUCUGGGGACCAUGGCCGCCGGGAUUCCUCUAGUCUCAGUGAGACCAUUAAGUUUGGUCUUUUUAUGAGAAUUUGGGGUCUGUAUCCCACUGAUCUCCUGCUCCCUCAGGGGUCCUCUGCUGUGCUCCCUGUCAGGGCAGUCAUCUAUUGUGGCCGGGCACCAACUAGUUCUUCUGGUCUCAGGAUGAUGUAGGUCUCUGGUUCAUGUGGCCCUUUCUGUCUCCUGGGCUCUUAGUUGUAGUGUGGCCUUGGUGUUCUUCAUUUUCCUUUGCUCCAAGUGGGUUGAGACCAAUUGAUGCAUCUUAGAUGGCCGCUUGUUAGCAUUUAAGACCCCUUUCUUUUCUCCCUGGCUGCUUUUAAAAUUUUCUCUUUAUCUUUGGUUUUGGCGAGUUUGAUGAUAAUAUGUCUUGGAGUUUUUCUUUUUGGAUCAAUCUUAAAUGGUGUUCGAUGAGCAUCUUGGAUAGAUAUCCUUUCGUCUUUCAUGAUGUCAGGGAAGUUUUGUGUCAGGAGUUCUUCAACUAUUUUCUCUGUGUUUCCUGUCCCCCCUCCCUGUUCUGGGACUCCAAUCACCCGCAGGUUAUCCUUCUUGAUAGAGUCCCACAGGAUUUUUAAGGUUUCUUCAUUUUUUUUAAUUCUUUUAUCUGAUUUUUUUUCAGCUAUGUUGGUGUUGAUUCCCUGGUCCUCCAGAUGUCCCAGUCUGCAUUCUAAUUGCUCGAGUCUGCUCCUCUGACUUCCUAUUGCGUUGUCUAAUUCUGUAAUUUUAUUGUUAAUCUUUUGGAUUUCUACAUGCUGUCUCUCUAUGGAUUCUUGCAACGUAUUAAUUUUUCCACUAUGUUCUUGAAUAAUCUUUUUGAGUUCUUCAACAGUUUUAUCAGUGUGUUCCUUGGCUUUUUCUGCAGUUUGCCUUAUUUCAUUUGUGAUGUCUUGAAGCAUUCUGUAAAUUAGCUUUUUAUAUUCUGUAUCUGAUAAUUCCAGGAUUGUAUCUUCAUUUGGGAAAGAUUUUGAUACUUUUGUUUGGGGGGUUGGAGAAGCUGUCAUGGUCUGCUUCUUUAAGUGGUUUGAUAUGGAUUGUUGUCUCCGAGCCAUCACUGGGAAACUAGUUUUUCCAGAAAAUCCGCUAAAAAAAAUGCAGUCAGAUCCCUAUCAGAGUUCUCCCUCUGGCUCAGGCUAUUCAGAUGUUAAUGAAGCCACCUGGGGAGGGUGGGGGAGGGAACAGAGAGAUAGGAGAGUAGCACCUCAGAAUAUAGCCAGAGUUGCUUGUCUUGCUUGGAAUGACGAUUAUAUCUGAGAUUCCCGUGGGGCGCGUCGCCUAUGUGUGCUGGCUGUGUGGAGAUUGCCCCCGGGGGGUCUGGCCCGCUGGAGUCACGGUCAGAUCCUCCGCUUCCAGCCCCACGCCCAGCGUCAAGGCUCCCCUGCUGGGACGGUGCACUCUCGACUCCAAAAUCAGUCGCUGCCUCCCGGGGACUUCUUGUCCCUCCCGCCGCGUUGCCGUGCCGCCCCCCUGAACCUGUUGGGCCCCGUCCCGGGGUUAGUUCAGGUGGGUGGAGCAGCUCCCCGUGCUUGUGCUGUGACUGAGUGUUCCAGCU